Messenger RNA from Emericellopsis cladophorae, 1503 nucleotides. RefSeq lists its product as uncharacterized. Bases 1 to 1503 code for a protein of 500 amino acids. The transcript has a single exon. Lineage: Eukaryota; Fungi; Ascomycota; Sordariomycetes; Hypocreales; Bionectriaceae. The record is from RefSeq and is a predicted model, not a curated record. Gene Ontology annotation, cellular component: endoplasmic reticulum. Gene Ontology annotation, molecular function: iron ion binding; procollagen-proline 4-dioxygenase activity; L-ascorbic acid binding. Gene Ontology annotation, biological process: peptidyl-proline hydroxylation to 4-hydroxy-L-proline.
AUGUCCAAAUCCAAGGCUCAGAAGCGCAAGCGACAGGCUCAGGCUGCAGCUUCGAGCGGGCCUCCGUCUAAAGUCACAAAGACUACGACCGUCGAAGUCUCCAAUGGUGGACGUUCACCCACCGCUACCACCAUCCUGGCGCCCUCGAACCUGCACACUGUCAUCUCGGACGAAGAGCUCGAAAUCACCGUCGAGACACUAGAAACCCUAUCCCAAUACCCGAGUCUGAUCAAGGGAAAGUCUUGUAAGGACUUGCGCGUGGCUGUGUACGACUUUCGCAAAGCAUCGACAACCGGCAACAAUGCAUCGACUGACGGAGGCAACCUUACUUCGCGGAUCACCGCGGCAUUGGCCGACGAAAAGUACCUGGAUGCUAGGAUUCUACUGGCAGAAAUGAGGAUCAGGUCAGAGGAACCGAAGCUCGGUGCUCUUUGUCGAUGGGUCAGGGAUCUGGACGUGAUCAGCCGAUUAUCUACUGUCAGGUCCGCCGAGGACGCCGCGCCCGCCGUCCGAAGCGACAACGAGCGUGAUCUGCUCAAUGUUCUCGAUGCUGUUCUUCGUACAGUUGGGCCGAUCGACUCGAAUCCGGCAGCUGUCACCCACCCGACAUCGCAGGUAGUCCUCCAGGACAUAUGGGACCUUCGACCGUCCACGCCCAGCGAGCAGGUGCACGCCGCCGUACAGAAUGGGACAAUUUUCGAUACCCUGCAGAAGGACAAAAUCUCUUCUCUAUUGCGCAUAAUUGAAACAACGCCAGCUCUUGAGCGCAAACCACCCAACCAUCACGACGCCAUUCUCUACACCACCGCGCCAGACGCUGUGUUGCUUUCGCAGACUCCAGAGACGCCAAUCAUCCACGAGCCGCAUCCCGUUGUUCCCGGACUGAGUCUCGCGAGGAACCUCCUCUCACCGCAUGAAUGCAAGUCCAUCAUUGCUGCAGGAGAGGCUGCCAAUUUUGUGCCCGACGCACCCAUCCGUGACGACGGCCAGGUCAGCAUCCUCGCGCAUAACUUCUACUGGGUCAUCGAUACGGCAUUCCAUGAUAAGCUGUGGGCUCGCAUCGCCCCGUACGUGCCUUCCUCAAUCAACGGUCGCCAAGCCAGGGGCAUCAACCGCAGAUUCCGAGUAUAUCGGUACGUCCCAGGUGCAGAGUACCGGUGCCACAUUGACGGUGCUUGGCCACCAUCUGGCAUCUUGCCCAAUGACAAGUAUGUGUACGAUGCAUCACCCCCUGGCAAGAAGCAGAGUUCUCUGUUCACCUUUCUCCUGUAUCUCAAUGACGAGUUUGAAGGCGGCGAGACCACGUUUUUCUUGCCGUCUGCCAAGGAGGGGACGCUCAAUGCGUACCCCGUGCGGCCGGUCAUGGGCGCUGUCGCCAUUUUCCCUCACGGCGAGACCAAGGGCGCUCUUCUGCACGAGGGCACUGGCGUGAGGAAAGGUGCCAAGUAUAUCAUUCGUUCGGAUGUCGAAUACGAUGUCGAGCCGACGGUGGGCGUUGAUUGA